Molecule: messenger RNA, 7676 nt
Organism: Varanus komodoensis (Komodo dragon)
Lineage: Eukaryota; Metazoa; Chordata; Lepidosauria; Squamata; Varanidae
Gene: MKI67
Product: marker of proliferation Ki-67
Exons: 16
Coding region: 1-7434 (2477 amino acids)
Biological process (GO): regulation of mitotic nuclear division; regulation of chromosome segregation
Cellular component (GO): nucleus; chromosome
Molecular function (GO): protein binding
Source: RefSeq, a predicted model, not a curated record
AUGCCACUUUUUGGGAAAAUCGUUGUCAUUAAAAGAAGUGGGAGUGAUGGAACUCAUUUUCCACUGACUACAAACUCUUGUUUGUUUGGACGGAAAAAGGAAUGUGACAUUCGAAUCCAGCUGCCUCAGGUUUCUAAAGAGCACUGUAAAAUUGAAGUCAAUGAAAACAAGGAGGCAAUUUUGAUUAACUUAAGUUCUGUAAAUCCAACACAAUUGAAUGGAAGUAGCUUUCAAGAUCCUGCAGUCUUAAAGCAUGGAGACGUACUGACUAUUAUUGACCGUUCUUUCAGGUUUGAAUAUCCACCUUUGUCAUAUCCACAGAAGAGGCUUUCCAGAUCUCAAGAGAAGGAAGCAUUGCAGAUUCUUCAUAUCCAGCAGGUAGAUCAGAAGGACUUAUUGCAUAUUCAGAAUUCAGAAUAUGAAAGUUCUGAAAAUCCUGGGAUUCUUGAAUGGGAAAACAAAUCUAAUGAUAAUGUGAAAAUAAGAACUCCAGAACAUAUUACUGGACAAUAUGGCACUCUUAAAUCUAUGUAUAAAGCAUGCAAAUCCAAAAGAAAAGAUGAGAUGUCUCCUUUUAGCAAACUUUAUGAAUUAACGAAGAAUGAAAGUGGUAUAAAAACUGCAGAGGAAUAUAUCUGUAAUGAGACAUGCGUAGAGCAAAGAGAAUAUUCAUCGAGAAAAGAUGAUAUCUUGCUGGAAGUUGCAUCUCAUACAUCACAUAGAAGAUCUGCAGCUGAUCAAGCUGAGAUGGAACGAAUGAUUUUGAAGAAGAAAACAGAGCAUUCCAGAGAUAUUAAAAAUCAAGUGAUCCACAGUUUGAAAUCAAAUCCAAUAUCUUUUGAAGAAAACAACUCAUCUGCAGACCUUCAAAGCCAUAUUAUAAACCAGAAACGUGAAAGAGAAGGCAUAAAUCAGUUAGAAUACCGUGAUACACAAGAAAAUGCAUUGGAAAAAUCUGCAGUAAUUAAUUCUAGUAACAAUGCUAAUGAUUCAUUUUCUAAAACAAACAGACAACAUGCGAAACAUUUUCCUGAAUUAUGUUGUAUUGUGUCAUUGGACUAUGCAGAUAAUGUAAAUCACCCUGAAAAAUUAGUAGAACAACCCACAGGGAUAAUAGCUGAUGCAGAAAUCAAAACAGACACUUGUGGAUCUAUGGAAACUGUUUUGCCCACACCAAAGACUAAUGGAGAGAGUUUUCAAGCAAAUUUGAAUUCAUGUUAUAGAAGUACCAGGCGUUCUUCAAACCUACAGGUUGAAUUAGAUUCAUUGACUGAAAUGAAGAGCUCUGCAGAAAGCCCUGCUGUAAUAGAGAAGUGUUCAGUGCAUGUCAGUACAGGGGAGCAUGAAUAUGAUCUGAUUGAAAAUAAAUAUUCUAAAGCAAAGGGUAAUAAUCAAAUGUCAGCUUCAGAACCAACACAAAUCCUGAAAGAAAUGAGAAAUGAGAGUUGUGCAAAUUAUACCACCAAAGAUGGAAGAAAUACUACUAGUUUACUUUACUAUAGUAAUGGGAAAAGCCUCAGAAGGAGUUUUAAACAAGACAAAGAUUUUUCAAAUGGAAGAUCUUUUAUACAGGAGAUACCCACAGAGGGGCCAGACUCUUCUCCUACAGAGAGAAUAACACCUAAGCAGCUUCAUUCAGAAAAUGGUGGAAACUGGCCUCAGGAGGUGAAUAUAGUAAAAGGACCAGCCACAGACAGACAUGAACAGCACAUGGACAUGAAAAAUAUACCAGCGCUUUUCAGCAUAACAGAUAGUGGUCACAAAAGCAGUGAUCAGAUUCAAGCUGGGAAUGAAGCUGUUUCAGAAAUGAAUGUGUCCAACCCAUUUAGUGUAAAGAGAAAGUCAGUGGUUAAAAAAUCACCUCAAAAACGCAAAGGUAAAGAACCUGAUUUAUUAAAUCAGCCACCUGGAAAGAGAAAAAGAGUAUCCUUUGGUGGUCAGCUGAGUCCUGAACUAUUUGAUAAACGUUUGCCUCCAAACUCGCCACUUAAAAGAGGGGCCAUUCCAGCACGACUGAGCUUGCCAUUUGGAAACUCUCCUCGAGCUGUUCUGAAAAAAGUUUCAGGAGUCAGACAUUCAGUAAUGAAGAGUUUCUCUGAACAAGAGCAAGAUAAGAAUAUUUUACCCCAAACAUCUUCUGCUUUCCUGACUUGCAGUUCCUUGUCUACCUCCUCACCAGCAUGCAGGUUCCCACCUAUCUCACCGCCAGUUCUCAUCCCUUGUAACAAACUCCAAAGUCAAGUGCGAUUCUCUGUUUCCCAUGUUACCGGCCCAUCUUCUUUAGAAGAGCAGGGUACUAUUGCUACACAGGAGCACAUAAAGAAAGAGUUCGCCGUAAAUAUACCUGAACCUACUGAGGAAGAACCCAAACCAACUGAGUCAAUAAGGAGAAGCCAGCAGUUUGCAUCAAGGAGAAGUUCUUUGCGUAGGAGAAGCAGUGCUAUGGAUGCUAUUCACUCCAGAAGACGAAGUGGUGCUUCUGAAGCCAACUUGAUAGUUGCAAAGUCUUGGGCAGAAGUAGUGAAACAGGGUGUCCCAAAACCCUGUGUAAGGUCUACAAAAUGUAGUCUUCAAAGAUUGACCAAGAAAGUACUUGCAAAACCAUCAAAGAACAAUGUUUUCACAUUAAAAACACCAGUGAGAAAAGUCAAAGGUCAUUUUACCACAGGUCACGUAAAUUCUCCAGCUCCAAUUGUGAUUGGAAAAGCUCAUACCAGGUUGGUGAAUGUGGCUGCACAAGUUCCUAAAGUGAUGCUCAGCUGUCCUUUGAAGCAACAUUGUGACUUAGAUGAAAGUUUUACAGGGAUGGCUGAAAUGUUCAACACUUCACUGAAUGGAAAGCCAAAAAGCUCUCUUUCUCAUGCUCAAAGAAUGAAGAUGGCAGAAUCAGAUGUUACUUCAAAAAUGCACACUUCAGAAGAAUCUGGAGAUAUGUCUAUAUUGCCUGUCAACUUACCAAACCAACAAAUACUUUACAAUCAAGAUGAGGUAUCCCCCUUCCUAAAAGAACUGCCUCAAAUUUCCACGCUUGAACAAGAUGACUUAGAGAUAAUUCCCAGAGAAGCAAAUACUGUAUUAGAAGAAUUAGGGGUCAAGCGCCUCUUGAGGACACCCAAGCAGAAAGUGGAGCCUGUUGAGUCAUACAUCGGAGUAAAGAGGCUUUUCAGAAUACCCAAGCAAGAAGAGUCUGUUGCAGAUGACAUCUGCUCCAAACUUUUGGAGGCUCCAGAAGAAGCAUUAGAGGAAUUGAAAAAUGCUACUGAGAGAAAGCAGAAACAAAGAAUGCGACUUAGGAGAAGCAGUGGUGUUAAUAAUAUUGAAGAGCCUAAGGAAAGUCUAAAGGCAGUGGAAGAGAAGGAAGAAAUUCAAAGGGUAUUAAGAACACCAAAGGAAAAAUCUAAACCUAUGAAGGAUACAGUUGGAGUUAGUCUACUAUUAAAGACACCAAAGCAAUCAUUUAUGCCAGUUGAUGACUACUUGAAAUUGCAGAAGUUUAUGGCUGAACCUAAGCACAACUAUUUUAGUCCUGAAAUAGAUUAUACAGGUAUCAAAGAGAUGUUGGAUCAUGCAGAUGAACAUAAGGAUGAAUUACCACGAUUGGUGAAUCUCAUGGAAGAAGAUAAUGGAUCUUGUUUGAAUUCAGGAAAUGAACUAGAAUGCAGGGAAGAUGUGUCCAAAGAUGAAGAAGUGAAAUUGGAAGCAUCAAGUGCAAGAAAAUCUCCUUCUAGUUUACAAAGAGAUAAUAGUAAAAAUGAUCCAAAUUACAGCUUGGAACAUGUCCCCUGUUACUCAUUUAGUGAAUUAGAAACACUGGCUGAUACAGAAUCUACUGAAAGCUGCCAGUCAAAUGGAGUAGAGCCUCCAAAUGGAGCCAAAGUUGAUUUUGUGAAACAACCAGUUGCAAAUCCCAAUGCAGUAAAUUUAGAAAUGUGUGAACCAUUGACUUCACCUAAAAGAAGUAAGAAAAUGAAGGCUAAUGAAUUCACUUUCACAGAAGAAUAUGACCAGAACAUCACUGAAAUAAGUCCAGUACAAAAAUUUGAAAGCAAUGUAUCAGAAGCUGGAAGUGAAGUAAAAAGAUAUUCACAAGCAAAAUCUAGUAAAAAGACUGAUGAAACAAAUGAGAAUGUACAUAGUCAAGAAUUACUAAGAUCUUCAAAAGCAACAUUAGUCAAAAAGCAGACAUGUGUAAAUAGGAAAAAGAUGGCAACUAAAAGAACUGAACAAGCUGGAACAAGUUUGCAUUCAGAAAAAAAUGCAGAAACCCAAGAAAAUGACUCUUUGUUAAUCAGAAAAACAAGUCUUAGAUCUAGAAAUGUAGAAGAUAAAAAUGCCCUGAAAUCUGAGUUUACAAAAGUAGGUGUUAAAGACAAAAUUCAAAACCAAGAUUUUGAAACUUCAGGCAUUGAAAGCAGUGGAAAUAUCCUAUUUAAAAGUAAUAGAAAAGGAAAGGCUACCCCUACACCAAGAUUAACUACAACUAUUAAUGUGUAUAAAUAUGGAAGUCAAGAAUGCACAGCAUCUAAAACAAACAAACUAGAAACUUUGGAAGACAAUUUAACAGAAAUAAAAGGAAAUGCAGGGAAGAGGAGAAAAGGGAAAAAAAUUCAUUUUCUACUUGAGAAACAUAUGUCUGUAUCUUUUCAAGAAAAAUGUGAGCUUAGAGAUAAGGACGGUGCUCAUGAAGAAGAGAGAACUUUUUUUGAAAGUUCUGUUUCCUCUGCAAAAGAAAAUACAUCACAAAGCAAGAGGAAAGGAGCCUCUGUUGUAUCUCAACCUGCUUGCAUCUCUCCUAAAGGGAAACAUGCAUUAGAGAUUAGUGAAGACAUAAAUUUGUCCUUUGAACACCAAGAAAAAUGCAUACAAGAAAUUAAAAUUGAAAAGAAACCUAAAGAAACCCAAAAGGUGCUACUAGAGCAUGUUCCCGCAAGAAGACAACAGGUAGUAAAUGAGAAUCCAUCCAAGAGAGGCAGAAAGAAACAAGUAUCUCAUGAAAUGCACACAGAGCAGGACAGUAAACAGGCAACUGAUAUAAAAGAUCAAAAUAUGCUUGUAAGUGUAGAACAGUAUCAACCAAAACAAAGGAGAGGGAGAAGUGUUGUCCCUCUAUUCCAAAUACUUGUGCCUUUGGAAGAGUUUCUUGCAGAAGAGAAGCCAACUCAAAAAGUGUCAUUAGAAAGUGUGGAAACUGCUGCAGAAGACAUUUCACCAAGAAGACAAAAGGUAGCAAAAGAAAACCCACCUGGGAGUGGCAGAAGUAAACAAGCUAUUUCUCACAAAACAUCUACAGAAUGUGACAGUAAGCAGGCAACUGAUACAAAAGGCCAAAGUACAGCUGUAACUGUAAAAGAGAGUCAACCAAAAAGAGGGAGAGGGAAAAGCGUCCCUAUAUCCCAAAUGCCAUUGGAAAACAUUGCUCUUGAAGAAAAGGAGCCAACAGCUUCAGCCCCCAGGAGAGGCAGAAGCAAACAAGCCAUUUCUCAUGAAACAUCUAUAGAAUGUGACAGCAAGCAGGCAGCUGAUAAAAAAGGCCAAAGUAUAGCUGUAACUGUAAAAGAGAGUCAACCAAAAAGAGGGAGAGGGAAAAGCAUUGUCCCUAUAUCCCAAAUGCCAUUGGAAAACAUUGCUCUUGCAGAAGAGGAGCCAACAGCUCCAGUCCCCAGGAGAGGCAGAAGCAAACAAGUUAUUUCUCAUGAAACAUCUACAGAAUGUGACAAUGAGCAGGCAGCUGAUACAAAAGGCCAACGUACAGCUGUAACUGUAAAAGAUAGUCAACCAAAAAGAGGGAGAGGGAAAAGCAUUGUUACUAUAUCCCAAAUGCCAUUGGAAAAUGUUGCUCUUGAAGAAAAGAAGCCUACAGCUUCAGCCCCCAGGAGAGGCAGAAGCAAGCAUGCCAUUUCUCACAAAACAUCUAUAGAAUGUGACAAUGAGCAGGCAGCUGAUACAAAAGGCCAAAGUACAGCUGUAACUGUAAAAGAGAGUCAACCAAAAAGAGGGAGAGGGAAAAGCGUCCCUAUAUCCCAAAUGCCAUUGGAAAACAUUGCUCUUGCAGAAGAGGAGCCAACAGCUCCAGCCCCCAGGAGAGGCAGAAGCAAACAAGUUAUUUCUCAUGAAACCUCUACAGAAUGUGACAGUAAACAAGCAGUUGAUAUAAAAGACCAAAAUACGGUCCUCAAAAUUUCUUGCUCUGAAAGGGAGAAUUUGACUUUGAGAAAGUCAAAAAGGGGCAGAAGGAGAAAGGUUGCUUCUGUUUCUCGCACACUUCUUUCUCCACUCAGAAAUGUUUUAUCUUUGCCAGCAUCAACUAAAGACAAAAAUACAGUAGAACAGCCAGGAAACCCUUUGGAAACAACCGCUGCAAAUGAGACUCUGCCACAUAGAAGCAGAAGACGAAAAGCUGAUGAUAUAAUUGACAUAAGCUUAGUUUCUGCCAGUAAAAAACCUAGAUUGCUUGUUCACCAAGAAAACAUGCCCAAAGAAGUUCAAACUGUGACACAAGAAAAUUUAUCCAAAAGAAGUAGGAGAAAACAGUCAUUUCUUUAUAAAUCUUCAUCAGAAAAUAAUUGGCAACUGGAAAAUGACAGUAACAAUGCAUCUGUAAGCGAUAAAAUAGUAUCUUUGGGACAUGAUUUUGAAAAGAAUCAUUCAAAGAAGAGGAGAGAAGGGAUUGUACUUGCAUCUGAAGUACCUUCUCUCAAAGUAAGCAUUACCCUACCUCCCUCACAAUCAGACAAUGGUGAAACUGUCAGUGAAAAUCCAAGUGUGUUUACUGAAAGUGAGGCUUUUGGAAAAGGGAAAAUAACAAAAUGGGAGGGAAAAGAUAAUAAAAUGGUGGCAUGUGCUACUUCUGUCAGAAAAAACAAGCUUCCUGAAGAGUUUUUUCAGGAAAAACAAAAUGUUUUGGAAAAGACAAUUGUGACAAAUGAGAAACAGCAAAGAAGUGGUAGAAGAAAAGUUGGCUUGGUUGAAACAACUAAUUCUGCUUUUCCUAACAAAAACUGCGGAUUGACUUCAAGCAGUCAUAUUGCCCCUAAAAAUCAAAUAGUGAUUCUAGACAAUACUGUUUCUGAUAAAAAAUAUGCUUCAAAAAGACUGAAAUCAUAUAAGCAAAAAGAAAUGCUAAAGAAUACCGACCAAACCAACACUUCAAAUAACAACCAGAAUAGUUAUUUAGAACUCAUAAAUCCACCUGAGCAAAAGAAUUUGGUAAAAUGGGGAAGAAGGAAAUGGGUUAGCAGCAACUCAGGAGAUGCCACUUCUGACAUCACAAGAAGUUUAUUUCCAAAAAAUAAAUCAAGAGCGUCUGAAGCAGAGAACGCAGAAAAUACAACAUUGCGAAAAAGAAAACAAAUGAAAGAGCAUACCGCAGCUAUCAUUGGGCCUGCUGCAGAAACAGAAGGCAAGACAAGAGCAAGCAAAAGAAACAGAAAAUGAAUAUUAUGAUUUUUGGUGCUGGGUUUUGUAUUUUUUCCUUUACAGAUAUAAUGGGUAUCUUAAGAUUUUGAAAUUAGGCUUGUAAAGUAUGCUCUGCCUUUAGAAAUAUUUUUGUUUCUGUAACUUUGUUCAGCUUAUUUCUUUCAAUGACACCCAUUUUAUGCUGUUUUAUAGAUAUCUUUUCUUACCUAUUUUGUAAUGCUUUGUUUAAAGAUGCAAGGGGUUAAGAACUGAGAUUUUUA